CCGGAAGUCCACUUCCUGAUUUGCCUGACUUCGUGGGGAGUCGGGGAGGCAUGGAGAAAUAAGUGCGUCGUACGCUCCUAAAAUCUAUUAUUUUAAUGUUCAGAUGUGGAGCAGAAUACUGUCGAGUCGACGGGUGAUUGGUAGAACUGGUUCACACUGGAGGAGUCUCUUCACGAUGCGGCUGAAAACCAGCGAGUUCCAGUCUGUGUUCAGUGAUGGACUGAAUGGGCUGGCAGAGGUGUUUGAGAAGCACAAUCAUGAGCUGAGGAUAGCGGGAGGUGCCGUCCGCGACCUGCUGUCAGGGAAGCGGCCUGAAGACGUGGACUUUGCCACCACAGCUACUCCAGAGGAGAUGAAGAACAUGUUCCAAGCUGCUGGGAUCAGGAUUAUCAACAAUAAGGGGGAGAAACAUGGGACCAUCACGGCGAGAUUGAACAACGAGAACUUUGAAGUGACCACGUUGCGUCUGGACGUGCAGACGGACGGACGUCAUGCGGAGGUGGAAUUCACCACAGACUGGCAGAAGGACGCCGAGCGGAGAGACCUCACCAUCAACUCCAUGUUUUUAGGACUUGAUGGAACAUUAUACGACUAUUUUGAAGGAUAUGAAGACCUGCAGAAGCGUAAAGUGCGGUUCGUUGGAAGUGCUGAACAACGGAUCAAAGAGGACUACCUGAGAAUACUGAGAUACUUCAGGUUUUACGGCCGAGUGGCUUUGGAGCCUGAUGACCACGAGGCGGAGACGCUGGUCGCCAUCAGGGAGAACGGCUGCGGGCUGGCGGGGAUCUCAGGGGAGAGGAUUUGGGUGGAACUGAAGAAGAUGGUGCUCGGUGACCAUGCGGCUCAUCUGUUGGAGCUGGUUUAUGACCUGGACCUGGCUCAGUACAUAGGUUUACCACCGGAUGGCGAUGUUGGCGAGAUGAAGCGAGUGUGGCAGAACGUUAAAGACCACUCUCCCAAACCCAUGACCGUCCUGGCCGGACUCUUCCACCGCCCCGAGGAGGUGGAAAAGAUGGACGUCCGACUGAAGGUGUCCCGAGAGGAGAAGAACCUGGCUCUGUUCCUGGUCAAACACAGGAGGGAGCUCUGCAGGAGUGAAGACGGCGACGGCCUCAGACCCUUCACCGACUUCAUCAUUGACAGUCGAGAGCUGGACACCCAGAGCAAAGUGUGCGAGCUGCUUAAGUAUCAAGGGGAGGAGAAGCUGCUGUCGGAGCUCUGCAGGUGGUCCAUCCCUCGCUUCCCCGUCAGCGGCCACGACCUGAGGAGGAUGGGCAUCACGUCGGGGAAGGAGAUCGGCGCCACUUUACAGAAGCUCCGUGACGUCUGGAAGAAAAGUCACUACCAGAUGGACAAAGAUGAACUCCUUAGUUACGUGAAGACGUGACCGAGGAGCGGACAAAGGAGAAGGUGUUUUGUGUGUUGGACUAUAAGAGCCUGGAGUCUUGAUUUUGCAGAUGCACUUAGUUUGAUAAAAGGUGAGGCAUGAAUACCCACUGAUGAAAGCAAUCACAGCCUCAAUUACCCAGGGGGCCAAUUUCAUUCAUUUUUGUUAUCAAGUAAAUCUGAAAGGACUCUUUACAAAAUGUCUCUUCUCUUCACAUCACAGCUACGAUGUAUAUAAAUAAAGAAAAUAUUUAAUGGA
This is a messenger RNA of Mugil cephalus (flathead mullet), 1645 nucleotides long. RefSeq names its product tRNA nucleotidyl transferase, CCA-adding, 1 (gene trnt1). Bases 104 to 1387 code for a protein of 427 amino acids. The record is from RefSeq and is a predicted model, not a curated record. The transcript has 8 exons. NCBI's taxonomy places the organism in Eukaryota, Metazoa, Chordata, Actinopteri, Mugiliformes, Mugilidae. Gene Ontology annotation, biological process: RNA processing. Gene Ontology annotation, molecular function: nucleotidyltransferase activity; RNA binding.